AUGUCUGCACCACAAACGACGAAAGGCUGGACGGUCGAGGGCACUGGUAGCCUCGACUGUCUUAGGUUCAGCGAGAAUCUCGUCGUGCCGGGUCUCAAAGCCAACGAGGUUUUGGUCAAAUUCCAUGCCGCAUCGCUGAACUAUCGUGACGGACACUACCCUUUGCCUGUUAAGCAGAGUGUCGUUCCAGGCUCCGACGGAGCUGGAGAGGUCGUGGCAGUUGGUUCCAAGGUUACUCGUUUUGAGAAGGGUGCCAAGGUCAUCACACUGUUCAGUCAGGCUCAUCAAUCUGGAGAACUAACCCCUGAGAUCUUGAGUUCAAGCCUAGGCGGUGCCAUCGAUGGGACUCUACGACAAUAUGGGGUUUUCAACGAAGAGGGUUUGUCUUAUAUGCCCAAGAAUCUUAAUUACCUGGAAGCCGGAACACUUUCUUGCGCCGCUCUCACGGCGUGGAAUGCCCUUUAUGGAGUCAGGCCAGUCGGUGCCGGUGACUGGGUUCUGACCCAAGGUACAGGAGGAGUGAGUAUUGCUGGCUUACAGUUCGCCAAGGCGGCAGGUGCUAGGGUCAUCGCGACAACCUCUUCUCCCGUCAAGGCUGAGAUGUUGAAAAAGCUUGGAGCAGACCAUGUCAUUAAUUACAAGGAGAACCCGAACUGGGGCGACGAGGCUAAGGCUAUAAGCGGAGGCGUCAAGCAUGUCAUCGAGGUCGGAGGCAUGACCACUAUAAAGGAGAGCCUCAACGCCGUCAGCCUUGGUGGCGUCGUCACUAUCAUUGGCUGGGUUGGCGGGAGUAUCGUCGUUGGAAGCAGAGAGGAAUUCGAAGCAAUGAUUCGGGCAAUUGAGGCUUAUGACAUCAAGCCCGUUAUCGAUCAGAAGGUCUUCAAGCUUGAGGAGCUGAAAGAGGCCUGCAAGUAUCAAUGGGAUCAGAAGCACUUUGGCAAAGUUGCAAUCCAGAUUGAGUGA
This is a messenger RNA of Verticillium nonalfalfae, 963 nucleotides long. RefSeq lists its product as uncharacterized. The coding region runs from base 1 to 963 and encodes 320 amino acids. The transcript is spliced from 5 exons. The record is from RefSeq and is a predicted model, not a curated record. NCBI's taxonomy places the organism in Eukaryota, Fungi, Ascomycota, Sordariomycetes, Glomerellales, Plectosphaerellaceae. Gene Ontology annotation, molecular function: oxidoreductase activity.